Messenger RNA from Diuraphis noxia (Russian wheat aphid), 855 nucleotides. RefSeq names its product trp-interacting inaF-D (gene inaF-D). Lineage: Eukaryota; Metazoa; Arthropoda; Insecta; Hemiptera; Aphididae. The record is from RefSeq and is a predicted model, not a curated record.
ACGAGGUUAAUUCUCGAACGUGUAUCAAUAAUUUUUUAAACAAUACUCUGUUUUUCAGUUUGUCAAUAUUUAUUGUGUAUUGUAAAUGAUUUCACACAACCACAUACAUUUGUAGACUAAAUUGAAUUGAAUUGGUUUAAUUGAUAUUAAUAUUUAAUCGUGAAUUAAUUCAGAAGUUAUGAUGAAUAACGAUCAAGGUGAUGGAGAUAUAGGAAUGCAGGAAGAUGUGACAAAACAAAGAAUUUUAGCACAGAAAAAAGAAAAAAAAAUAAAAAUUAUUCGAAUUUUGACUGUAAUCGCAUACUUAAUGUCCGUGUCUACUGUGGCGACCAUGUUGUCUGCUUAUUAUAUUUUUGUUUGGAACCCACACAUUGCUAAUAACACUCAAACGCCCAACGCUGAAAAAUUGGUUAUGGCAUUACAGAGAGCUAGCGAUGAAUACGUUUUUGCUAAUAGCGCUAAUCACGAAUAUACAGAAAAUUUGAGAUUUCCAUCUGAAGUACCAAGUAAUCACAGAACCAGCUAUCAAUCUAACAACCCAGAAACGUCUAUUAAAUUGCAAACAUCAACAAUCAAAUCGUCGACGUCUCAUAUUCAAACGUCAAACGGUAACAUUUCGGAAUCAUUAACUGUGGUGAACAAUAAAUCAUAGCCUUUAUGCAAAAAUAUUAUUGUUAUUACAUAAUAUCAUAUUACAAUUUAGUUUUAAAUUUCGAUACAAUUGAAGAAAAAACAUAGAGACAUUGUUUACAGCAAUUACGUGSACAAUAAUGAUUCAUUAUUUAUACCGUAGUAUAAAAAAUAAAAUAGUAUUAGUGGCCAUUAACGAGAGAUUUUCAUGUUCAAUCUCAAUUU